Molecule: messenger RNA, 2342 nt
Organism: Exophiala xenobiotica
Lineage: Eukaryota; Fungi; Ascomycota; Eurotiomycetes; Chaetothyriales; Herpotrichiellaceae
Exons: 1
Coding region: 443-1924 (493 amino acids)
Cellular component (GO): mitochondrion
Molecular function (GO): alcohol dehydrogenase (NAD+) activity; metal ion binding
Source: RefSeq, a predicted model, not a curated record
CGCUGUUCUCCUUUAUUUCCCUCUUCCGGUGGAAGUCUUCGGGCAUUAUUCGUAGGGGUGAUUCUGUGCUUCUCGGGCAUCGAAUCAUGCCUACUGAGAGCUUGGCUAGGCUUCAAUCAAGCCCAAACAUGGACAUCAUGGCCCUGGUGUCAGUGAGUUCGAGCUCCCACUUCCCCACAGUACCAGACCUCGGUCUCCCUCCACGUUUCCGUCCUCGACUCGUCAGUCCCUUUCCGAGACAGUAGCUGCUCCUCGGUCGCGUUCUGUUCGUUCUUCUAUAUCUCUGAAGAUUCAUCUCCAGCAUUAUUUCGUGAAGAGAAGCCAGAGGGCGGUAGUCGGGCUGGUGAAUGUGAAGAAUCUCCACACCUAACAAACAACCUGCCUGCGCUCGUGACAAGAACCCAGCAGCUUUAUCCAUCAAUUGCUCUUCACAAUCCUCAACAUGUCCUUCUCACCCGCAAUCCGAGUCGCAAGGACAGCCGCUCAGAGAUCAACCUCUCUGCUGCGCGCCAUCCAAUACGGGCACCCUCCGAGUUGUCCUUGCCAUUCCAACCCCAACCACCACCAUGUUCCAUCUGUUUUCGGAGAGGCCAAGAGACGGUUGGCCACGCCGAUUGAUCAUUCACGCACGAAAGACUAUGCCUUUGAGAUGGCUGCAUCAUCCAUCCGUUUCGGACCUGGUUGCACGAAAGAGGUGGGCAUGGACAUGACGAACAUGGGCGCAAAGCGGGUUUGCGUGGUAACAGACGGGAAUGUCGCCAAGCUGGAUGCCAUGAAGCAGGUUAUUGAAGGUCUCAACUCAGAAGGCAUUGAGUUCACAGUGUACGACAAGUGCCGGGUCGAGCCUAAGGACAGCUCAAUCAAGGAUGCCAUUGCUUUCGCAAAACCAUACCAGCCCGACGCUUUCGUCGCGGUAGGAGGUGGCUCAGUGAUUGACACGGCGAAGCUGAUGAAUUUGUACACUUGCUACCCAGAGGCCGACUUCUUAGAUUUUGUCAACGCUCCCCUAGGCAAAGGAUUACCUAUUGGCAAGAAACUGUUGCCUUUGGUGGCUGUGCCAACCACGGCUGGAACAGGUUCGGAGACGACUGGCACGGCCAUCUUUGAUCUCGUGGAGAAGCGAGCAAAGACUGGUAUUGCGCACCGCAACCUAAAACCUACUCUGGGCAUUUGUGAUCCUCUCAACACUCGAACAAUGCCCUCCGCUGUUCACGCUUCUUCUGGCUUGGAUGUGCUCUGUCACUCCUUAGAGUCCUGGACCGCCAUUCCAUACCAUGAGAGAUCUCCCAGACCGACGAACCCCAUCAAUCGGCCGGCUUAUCAAGGUGCCAAUCCAAUCUCAGACAUCUUUUCGCUCAAGGCGUUGAAGUCAACGGUCAAAUACUUGCCACGUGCAUCAAAGGACCCUGAAGAUUUUGAGGCCCAAAGCGAAAUGUUACUGGCUGCUACACUGGCUGGUGUUGGAUUUGGAAAUGCGGGUGUACACUUGUGCCAUGGCAUGAGUUAUCCCAUCAGUGGACAGAAUCCAGGGUACAAGCAUGCGGGAUAUCAAGUUGAGACUCCUAUCAUUCCCCACGGUGUCAGUGUUGCUGUUACUGCGCCAGCGGUUUUCAGGUUCACUGGGCCCAGUAACCCUGACCGACAUUUGGCGGCCGCCGAAUGCUUUGGCAAGGAUAUCUCAAACGCCAAGAAGGAAAGCGCGGGAGAAAUCCUUAGCGAAGCUUUGGCUGAGUUCCUCAUCAAGUUAGGAGACCAACCUCGAGGAUUGAAGCCACUGGGCUUUACCAAGGAGAGCAUUGAUGAUCUGGUCGAGGGCACAUUGCCCCAGAGGAGAGUGCUGAUGCUGGCACCAAACUUGAGCGAAGAAGUCAAUCGUGAACGAGAACAGUUGAGAGGAUUGUUUGAGGAGGCUCUGGAAUAUUAAGCUUAAGCAAAACUGAGCAUCUGUUAGGGUUAUCAGCGAAAUGCAAAACAUCUGGGUCUGGAAUAUCCGUACUGUGUACGGAGUACUCGUGGCAUUGUUCUUCGAACUCGGCUAAGUUGCAUCUUCAGAAGCUUCAGCCCCAGAUUAAAGGCGAGGCACGUGAUGAGGGGGAAUCGUGGGGGAUUUCAACCCCCUUGAUGCGACUUCGGCCAGUCAAAACCCACAUCCUCUCGAUUCCUCCUAUGAUCUGUUCUGUUUUGUCUGCAGCUGAUGCGAAUUUUCCAGUCGACGAAUCAAUCAAAUUUGUACCGUAAGCUUGGCUACCAGCCAUUCUGGGGAAAAGCCUGUGACACAGCAUCUCUCACGCACACCGUCUCAAGACGGACAGCAUUGGGACAAAAGGAAUACAAAAUUCGUU